Adineta ricciae is the source of this 1965-nucleotide messenger RNA. The record is from the annotation of a GenBank genome assembly. NCBI's taxonomy places the organism in Eukaryota, Metazoa, Rotifera, Eurotatoria, Adinetida, Adinetidae.
AUGGAAGAAGAUAUUGUAUUGAUAUGGUUGAAAUCAACUACAGAUACACCGAACAAUAUCGAUGAAAUUCAAGAUGAGUUACAAACCGUGCAUAAUUCUAUUCGUAUUCAUAAUGUUAUUGAUGAAUGUAUUAAUGAUAUUAAGUCAAGAAAGGAAAAAAUAUUUUUGAUUAUCGCAGAAAAUCAAGUUUCUGCUUGUCUUUCAGAAGUUAAUAAACUAUCUCAACUGGAUUCAGUUUUUGUUUUCCCCGGAAUACCACAAGAAGAUGGACAUUCAUAUAGUGACUUUCAUAAAAUACGUUGUAUAUUUGACAAAUUAGAAGCUCUUAUCAAAUCUAUCAAAGAAAAUAUAAAAAUGCUUCAUAGACAAAUGGAAGUCGUCUCCUUUUAUGGUCAAUAUCAACAAGGUACUCGAGAUUUAGAAGAUCAAUCAUCAGAAUUUCUUUGGUUUCGACUAUUCAAAGACGUUAUUCACCAUUUACCUGAUGAUAAGCAAGCAAAACCAGAGAUGCUCGAUAUUUGUCGAAAAUUUUAUCGAAAUAACCAACGAAUGCUGCGAGCUGUUGACCAAUUUGAAACAGAAUAUUGCAAAGAAAAAUGUAUUUGGUGGUAUACAAACGAUACAUUUGUUUACAAAUUGAUUAAUAGAGCUUUGUGUACAGAAGAUAUUGAACAAUUAUAUAAAUUUCGCUAUUAUAUUUCUGAUCUCUCAAAACAACUCGCCGAAAAAUAUCAACAGAUGAAAAAUGAAGAUGAAAAACAAUUUACCUUAUAUCGUGGUGUUUCAACUACUAAAAAAGAAUUCGAAAGAUUAAAAGCAAAUAUUAAAAAUUCAUUUGCAGUAAAUAGCUAUUGGUCAACAAGUCGCGAUCGUUCAUGUGCACUAACAUUUGCUAAAAGGUCUAUUCAUCAGACAGAUAUGGUUGCAGUACUCUAUGAAAUCCAAUUUAAUAAAGACGAUCAACAAAAUUCAGCUAUUUUUGCUGAUAUAACGGAUUCAAGUUGUUUCAAUGAACAGGAAAUCUUAUUUGAUGCUGGAUCGAGUUUUCGGAUUGAAAGUAUUGACGAAAUAGAAGAAGAUCAUACAAAAUUGUGUAUAAUUAAAAUAACAACAAUUUGUGAAGAAAAUCCAUUAGGACAAAAUCAUAUGGAACAUAAUCGAGCUCAAAUGAAAGAAGAAGGUCCACGAAUUAUGUUGUGCAUAUUAUUAAAAAGAAUGGGAAAAUUUGAGAAAUCUUUACGAUUUCUUCGUAAUUUAUUGGAAAAUCGUAAUGAUGAUGAGAAUCCUGCCCAUAUUCACAAUCGAUAUGGUAUUGCACUCAAAGAUAAAAAGGAAUAUACACAAGCAUUAAUACAUUUGGAAGAAGCAUUUCAAAAGACUUUCAAUUCUAAUUCAUCUGCAGAUAGAAUAUAUUCAGCUUAUGUUCGUCAUAAUCAAGGUUUAGUUUAUACAAAACAACGAAAGUAUGAAGAAGCUUUGAAAUUAUAUCAUGAAGCAAUUGAUAUUUUAAAAAAACAUGACGAUACACAAUCACGAUCUGGACUUGCCCAAUUCAACAGCAGUAUAGGACGCGUUUAUCUAUAUCGGAAAGACUUUAAAAAAGCAUUGGAAUACCAAGAAGAAGCAUUACAAAUUCGAAAAGCUUUAAAACCAGAUCAUGUUAUGAACGCAUUUUUUUAUGCAAAUACUGCAAAUGUAUAUUCCGCUCAAAAGAAAUUCAAAGAAGCAUUAGAUUAUCAUUUAGAAGCAUUAAAACUUCGAGAAAAAUACUUACUGCCCAAUAGUCACCACAUUGCUUGGAAUCUCUAUCAAGUCGCUAGAAUGUUUUAUAAGUUAAAAGAUUCGUCGGAGGCUCGUGAUUAUUACCAAAACUCACUAGAAAUUUUUCGAAACUAUGCAAACACAGACUUAUGGUUUCAUAUUCCUAGAAUUCUCGAAGAUGUUGCAUUAAUAUCUGAAGAUUAA